UGCAUCAACCUAAGCAUGAGCAGAAAUAAAGGGUUGGCCGUGACAGGCCACUAUCAGCACAGUGUUUAGUGGGUUUCGGAGGUCAACAUGGGAAAAUAACGUUACAAUACAAUACUAGAUAGCGUCUCGUUGGUUGUUAGCAUUCAGUUGCGGUGUCGUCUGUGUCUGAACCGGAAGCAGUAUUCGGAUGUCGUCAUGGGAAGCAAAGUGAGUGGCAAGAUGGCAGCUGCCAGUCGGGUCGUGCAGGUUGUGCGACCUCAUGCACCUUUAAUUAAAUUUCCAGAUCGGAAGGCCGGCCCUAGGCCGAAUGUACAAGAGGCACUAAAGGUGCUUGCAGCCAGUCUCCCACAGCUCUCCCCGUCCACACCUCCACCUACAGCGUCAAUAUCACCUCCACCCAGACCCCCGGGACCCGUCAGCCGACUGCCCGGCACUCCUGACAGCAUUGAUGUAGUUAAAGAUCUCCCUCACAAAUACCGCAGAAGAACCCUUGCGUUAGAUGAAAUGGACUACAUCCAGCGUGGUGGGCCAGAGUGACCGUUGUCUGAUCUAAUCAGACUUUAUGAAAAUCAGUUGCCUGACGACUUUUUUUUUUUUUUUUUUUUUUUUUCAGUAUGAGGAGUUUAUAAUACGUUUUACAGCAAACCAAACUAAUUAAAUCAGUUUAAUUGUACAUACGUAUUAUUUAACCACUGUAAAGCCUGUGCUUGGUUUUCAUCAUUUCAUCCUUUAGGUGCUCUGUAUUUACAUUAAAAUGCAGAACUCUUUGCUUUGUUAUUCUUCAGUCCAUCAGUUAUUUAAUGUUUACUGGCUACGCUAGCCAGCACCUCUACUGACCAUCAGAGUUUAUGAAUUUCCUCCUCCAUUGUAUUAUAUGUUCUGGAUUCAGAGAAAAGCACUUAUCUGAGUGCCAGCAUAUUCUACAGGUCUAAACAAAAUAAAUCGUUAUGGAUCGUGAAACUGAACAAUUAAAAUAUUUACAAAUUUUUGAAA
This is a messenger RNA of Puntigrus tetrazona (Sumatra barb), 993 nucleotides long. It is a transcript of the gene kgd4, whose product is annotated as mitochondrial ribosomal protein S36. NCBI's taxonomy places the organism in Eukaryota, Metazoa, Chordata, Actinopteri, Cypriniformes, Cyprinidae. The record is from RefSeq and is a predicted model, not a curated record. Gene Ontology annotation, biological process: 2-oxoglutarate metabolic process. The transcript is spliced from 5 exons. The coding region runs from base 196 to 537 and encodes 113 amino acids.